This is a messenger RNA of Microstroma glucosiphilum, 4740 nucleotides long. RefSeq lists its product as hypothetical. The record is from RefSeq and is a predicted model, not a curated record. NCBI's taxonomy places the organism in Eukaryota, Fungi, Basidiomycota, Exobasidiomycetes, Microstromatales, Microstromataceae. The transcript has 2 exons. Gene Ontology annotation, cellular component: cytoplasm. Bases 64 to 4665 code for a protein of 1533 amino acids. Gene Ontology annotation, biological process: chromatin remodeling.
ACCGCCCUUGCAAUACAAGCUGAGCAACGGCAGGAGCUUGAUACGCCCACAUCGCCCCCUUUCAUGGUGACAGAUCUGCCGCUGAGAGCCUCGACUACCAGCAAUGGCAGUCACAGCGGUCCCUUCUCUGGACCCGGCGGAUCCACUGACCGCAUCCUCUUCCUGAAGAUCAAGCCAGUAUGCGUGAGUAUCCUCACUCUCAGUCGGCCCGGAACGCACACUUCGCCAGAGCUCCCGAAUCAUUUGGCUACCCUGAGGUCGUAUCUUGCCCAGGCGUCCAAGGUAGCUCCCCUGCCGUCUCCUCUUGACGGCUGCGCAAUCACGCCUGAUUCGAACCAGGCAGUGAUAGGGCGGUCAGUCUUGCACUAUGCAUUCUUUCCUAUUUCUCAACUCUUCCAGGCGAGCCCCAGAGGACCCUCUGAAUUGCCUGACAGGACAAGACAGGAGGCUUUUGCAUGCCUUCACCUCCUCGUGGGCCACUGGUGGAAGCAGUGGUUGGCCAUUGGCGAGGUCAGUGGCAAGUCUGCUGACCCCAGUGGAAAGUCGGAAGAGGAUGGACAGACCUGGCGGCAGCUUCUGAUUCUGGCAGCCAUCGCUCUCACCGGGCCACCGCCAGCCAAGCCUUCUCCGGGACAAGCCGCCCAAAAGGAGCGGGCUCCUACGGCAGCCAAUAGCCCCGAAACUUCUCUAGAGAUCGUGAGACUAUUACACGCUCUACUCUGCCCACGCAAAGUCAACAUGGCAGCUGUCCGACCGAUUCAGCCUUCAUCAGCCGCAAAGGAAUGGGAGUGGGACGGCGAGUCGGAUCUGCCCUCCCUGGACGAUGCAGACCGGUUUGACUUUGAGCAGCCCAAGCGCGAGAAGCCCACACUUGCUACUUCUGCUGCGUCUGACGAGAAUUCAACUCGUGUCAUCUAUCCGACUGUCGGACAUCUCAAAUUGGCGGAAAGCCCCGGGUUCAAGUCACCCCUCCUCCAUGCUCUCACUGCCGCUCUGGAUCUGGCCGUCAGCGCUGUACCCGAUUCAUCAACUCUCGAGCUGCGUUCGACUGCCACAGAAGUCGCGCGAGUCAUUGCAACCACUUGGCUCCCCGCCACUACACCAGCUCCUCGGAUAGGGGAGAAGCUGACACCCAUUAUGCCGGGCGUAGUCAGCAAGGUCGUCAGACUCCUGACGAGCACGCCUCAGGCCUCAACAUCUAAGCGGAGCUCACCAAAGCACGUAUCUGGCCCACUGGUUGCUAGAGGCAUCAUGCUUCUCAAGGAAGUGGUGGGUCCGGCGCUCAGCGAUGGCAACACGGCUAAGCUACGAAUGCAGGCAGCAAAGGAAAAGCCUUUUGCAGAGGUCCGAGCAGCAACAACGCUGGAAGAGGUCAUGAACGCUGUAGAUCUUCAAGACGCUCAGCUCCAGGAUGAUCCUCAAGCCGCAUCGGCGGGUGGCACUAAAGCCACUGAAGCCUCUAGCGCCUACAAUACUCUCAAGAUGACAGUACAGAAUUUCAGACUUGCUAUGCUGUCUCUCGACGGUCGGGGUUCUAGUACCGCGCCAAUUGUCGGUCAAAAGAAGGUCCCAAUCUUCAGUGAAGAGGAUGAUAGCAUCACUGCUCACGCUCAUCCUCUCGCGCAACAAGCGGUCGUUGAGCUGGCAGCGACGCUGUUAAGAGAUUGUCGAGAGGCUACACUUUGGUACGAGAAAGAAACAUCGGACGGCACACAAAGCAGCGAGGAUGAAGACGUCUCACUCAGCUCGCUGCUGUUGCGAUGGCUUUUUGAUCUUGCCUCUGAGUCUCGGUCAUCGAUGAAGACGACCUAUUUGGCUCGCGAGCAUUUACGGCAACUCUUCGAUGAUGCAGGUGCAGCCAAGACAGAGAGCUACGCCCUCUUAGCUGCGCAAGAGAGCAUGCAAUGCCUCAGAGAGCUGCCAUCAGCGUUGGUCUCGCAGCGCGGAGCCAGAGCCGCCCACCUUUGCGAGCGAAUGAGCAGCAUUCUGCAGCUUGCUACCCAAGAUGCAGAGCAAGGCAAUUAUAGCAGGCACACACUCCUGUCAAGCAUCGCCGCUUCCCUUCAAUCGCGCAAAGAGACGGAAAGAUGGGGCGCAAAGCUGAUUCAGAGUCUGCAAGUCGCAGUCAACUCUAAUGCAUUGACAGACGAUCGCCCAGCAUUGUCGCUACUCGAUCUGCCCUCCUCACCUCUGCUCAGUCUGAGUAUAGAGGAAGGCAGAGCAGUAGCUGGCAUGCUGCGCCAGUGGGGUCGGGUCUGCGCAAUGCUGAUAUUGGCACAAGCGCAAGAGACAUAUAAAGACAGCAAUGAACCCGCCAAGAGUGAAUUCAGGAAGAGAGCGCGAGAGAAAAAGGCUGCGACUGAUCUGAUUGCGUACUUCAUGGAGCACGCAAGGCAGUACAGACGUCUGUUCGCCGCUCAACGGCCACGUCAAGGUGGCGAGACUGCAUUGGAGGCGCUGUCGCAAACCUCUUCUGCUUUACUUGUGGUCAGAGAAAUGACAAGGGGCCUGGCGACCGUCCUCGAAGAUUCGAAGCUCAGUCUUAAAGCAGGCAGAGCAGGCAAGAGAAGCAGAAAGGAAGCUCAUCGCUUUGCGGAGGAUCUUGUGCAGGAUGUAAUGGAAUGCUGGCAGGAGGAGUCGCAAGCACUCAUGGAAGUAGUCUCGUUACAGCCUGCCGGCGGCCAGGCAGAGAAGACUCAAGAAGCGCGACAAGAAUUACUGAAGGCGGGUGAGACAGGGGAAGAAGCCGUUGCUGAGCAGAUGAGAGGCCUCCCGGCCAUGGCGCAUCAAGAAGACCUACCUUCCAGACCUACCAACUUUGGUCCUGCUCUGAACUUGUCUUUUGUCUCAGCUGCGACUCUCAGCGACAAUGCGAGCGCCGCUGUCUCGGCUACAAGAGCCUCGACGCCCGAAGCUCGCCAGAUAUUGAUCGCGAAGCAUAUCGAGGUUCAAAGGUCUAUGCAGCUAGAGAUGCUAGCGCUAGCCGCUUUGCUCUUGGGGCCUUCCUACCAGCGUCACCUAUUACCCACUCUCUAUCCGAUGAUCUCCGCACUCACUCAUCCCUCACAAGUCAUCUCACGAGCAGCUAGCAGAUCACUCGAGGCGAUCUCCUUUGCGACUGGGUACGCAGACUUGCUAAGCUGCGUAAGGGAGAACGUCGACUACGUCCUCGGGGAAGCUUCUUGGCGUCUCGUGUCCGGUUUGGGCAAGGAGCUGGAGGCAAUGACGAUCCAAAGAGACCGAGCGCAGAGACACAUCGCUGCAGGAGAGCAGUCGACGCUGUCGGUUGUCUCCGCAUCUUCUUUGCAGCCGGCACCGCUCCUGUCGGCAAGGACACCUCCGCUUGUACUGACGGAGGUCAUGCGCUUGCUUGGACCGUCUUCGCUACACCUGAUUGAGGACUCGAUCGAUGAGGUCCUCGAUGCUCUGGACCGCUUUCAUGGAUACGAUGACGUCUGUGAUGCUCUGCUCGGAGUCCUAGAUCGUCUGCUUGAGGUCAUGAGUGGCGAGACAACUGAGGCCUCAAUACCGUCUACUCUGGCUCCUGAGCUGAAUGCAAGCACUAGGAAGGGUCUCAAAAAAGCCGCUGACAGCUCGUUAGACGACCUGACAGAGUGGCUGGUGAAGCGAAGGAAGAAGGAGCACCUACAGCCGCCCCUUGAUCUGCCCUCUGCUUUCGACGCUGUCGAAUCAGAGGUGCCAUCCAAGCACAAUGAUGCAACCUCGACAGCAGUCGCUCCUCCGACGUCCUCUUCACGCUCGCAGAAGCUCCUGGUGGCCAUCCUGUCCAAGUCUAUGCCGUUCCUGUCCCAUUCCUCGCCCGUUGUCCGAGCGAGGGUAUUGAGACUGCUCGGCGCAGGGACGCAACUACUUGCUCCGGUAGAAGGACCGACAGCGGGGUCAGGGGGCAACAAGAAGUGGACGCGCAAGGAGGACGAACUUCUGCCUCUGAUCAAUCGAGCUUGGCCGCUCAUUGUCGCUCGUUUGGGGUGGGACCUCACACGCCCUCUUCCCUCGUCACGCAAAGGCAAAGGCAGACAGACGGCGACGGAGCAUGAAACCUUCGUGCAUCUGGAGGCUUUGAACCUGCUGGAGACAUUCGCGAUCCAUAUACCCGAGUUCAUGAGCGACCGGAUCACGAAGGACGCUUGGCCGAGAAUUCGUCUCCUCCUUGAAGCGGAAGAGGAGGCCGAGGAAGGCGGGGGCACUGCUGCGAGGGGAGGUGCAGCAGGACCCAAGACCACAAGGCUCCUGAAGAGCGGCGAGAAAGUGCAUAUGGCUGCAGUCGAGCAACAGCGGGGUGUGGUCCGCGCGACCGAAACCCACAAGCGGUUCGAUCCAUCCACGCCGCUGUAUAAGCUGCUCCUUACCUCACUGCGAGCCUUGGCUCCGCUGAUACUGUCGCAAGGGCCACGCUUCCCAGACGAGAUCCUGUGGCAGCUGGUGACUUUUCCUCUAUACCUAGCAAGCUUGGAUGCCCGACAGCACGACGAGCUCAGGAGCGCUGCAGUGACCGUCGGCAGGGCGUCAAAGGGGUGUGAUGGAGCUGGCACGAUCUGGGCAGUGACGCGCAGCAUGCGGACUCCGGCCAAGGAGGGCAAGUGGGACUUCUUCCCUAGGGGUGUGGAUAUCACAUUGGCGUCGGCUGAGAUGGUAGCUUCGUAGCGAAGGUGUUGGCGGUCUAUGUGCACUAUGAUGCGGAACUUGUCCGGCACGAAUCAGAAGUUGCUUUUUCCGUUG